AUGGCCGAGCCCAAAUCGAAUCUCGCUCAGCAGUCGGCGCAAGCCGCGUCUACGUCUGCGCUUGCGCCUGUGACUGCUACAGUAUCAGUAUCGGCGACCCCCUCAGCUUCAGCAACUUCUACCCCAGCAGCAGUCCAUGCCCGUACCUCCGCAACUCCAGCGACGCCGGUAGCAGUGGCGAUUGGGGUUGGCAGCAGCGAAACGCCACGCAGCGACGCCGAGCCACCCAACAAACGACAACGCACACAGUCCGAUUUUGACCCCUCGAUUAUCAUUGGCGGCGAUGCAGGCGAGAUCAAACUGACUCUCGGGCAGAUCAAGUACGCUCAAAAUUGCAUUAAGGCCCUGAAGGGUCGCACAGAGGCACGAGCAUUCCUUGCUCCUGUUGAUCCAGUCCUGCUGGGAAUCCCUCAUUACCGCAACAUCAUAACCAAUCCCAUGGACCUUGGAACUGUGGACAUCAAGCUGGCCUUGACCGCGGCGGCAGCCAAGGGCGGAAACAAGCCGACAGAGAAGGUCAAGCUGGCACCUAAAUGGGGGCUUGAUCCAGCCAAGGACGUGUACACACAAGUGGAAGAAUUCGAGCGGGACGUUCGCCUGACAUUCCAAAAUUGCAGGACGUUCAAUGGCCCACAGCACGCUAUCUCGCAGAGCGCUGAUUUGCUUGACGGCGUAUUUGACAAGCAAAUGAAGAGCUUCCCGCCCGCCGAUGCACCACCGCCACCUGAGUUUCUUGUGGAUGAGAAGCCAUCUGCUGGAAUUCCUGGCGCCGCUGGUGCUGCGGCGAGUGGCAGCGGCACAUCUGGCGGCCUCGCUGGCAACGAGCAGGAUCGACGCAUCUCGCUGGAUGGCAGACCGAAGCGAGAGGUCCACCCUCCUCCACCUCGGGACAUUCAGUACGAUGAGCCGCAGGCGCUGAAGAACAAGAAGAAAAAGAAGUCUCGCGCAUCCAUGACGCCGGCCGAGGCGAUGCAUUGGGACAAGGUGGCGAAGGAGGAGCUAAAGUUCUGCUCAAAGCUGAUCGACGACCUUCUCAAGCCGACGCAUCAAGAUGUUGCCUGGGUCUUCUACGAGUUGCCUGACCGCAGCUACGACUUUGCGCCCGCUUACUACGCCAUGAUCAAGAAGCCCAUCUCGCUGAUGCUCAUCCAGCGCAAAGUCAAGAACGGGCAGUACGUCGAUGGAGAAGAGUUUGACGCGGACAUGCAGCUCCUCUUCCGCAAUUGCUUCACCUUUAAUCCGCCUGGCUCGGAUGUUGCUCUGAUGGGGGAGCGACUCAAGGAAACGUACGAAAAGCUAUUCAUGAAAAAGCCAGAGCCCAAACCCUUUGUUGAGGAGGAGAGUGAUGAGGAUGAGGAACCGGAUGAGGCGACGGGUAAGUCUUGUGGCAAGCCGACUGCCAAGAUGCUAGCCGUCGCCAAGGGCACGCUCUCCACUCUUGGCGCACUCCCAGAAGUUGCGGCAUUGACUGCACCUGUGAAAAAGGAAGCGCCUAAGCGUCGUAAGUCUGUCGGUGCCGCAGAUGCGCCGAAGAAGGCUAAGAAGCCGAAGAAGGAGGCAAGUGCGCCGGAGAGUGCGGUGAAAAAGUCAAAGAAACCAAAAAAAUCAAGCAAUGGCGGAGGAGGACGCCUGGGCAGUGAUGAGGAGGACGUCAGGGUGGUCACGUACGAGCAAAAGGAAGAGCUCGCAGCCAAGAUCACCGAGCUUCCUGACGAUCGCCUCGAAGGCGCACUGAAGAUCAUUGCGGAGGAUAAGCCACACAGCGCGAACGACGAUGAAGAGAUUGAACUGGAUAUUGAUGAUCUAAGCGCCAAGACGCUAUACAAGCUCUACCGCUACGUCGUCCGGCCAAAGAACAAGAAGACGACAAAUAGCAAUCCAGCAAAGAACGCCAGCGAUGGACGAAAACGCGGGACAGGAGGCUUGAAGAGGAAGAAUCUGGAUGAGGGAGAGGAGAGCGAGCGGAUUAGGAGAUUACAGGCGCAAUUGCAACAAUUUGAAGGUGGUGCGGACGGAGGUACGUCCGAACGUCUCGCGCACGUCUUGUCUAAUGCGCUAAACACUGAUAACAAGCAUUUUCCCUCAAUCCAGCACCAGGAACAUCUCAAGCGCAUGGACAUGAUGACCUUGUCGCGUCCGAAAGUUCGGGCGAAGAGGAGGACAGCGACGAUUCUGGCAGCGACUACUAAGACGCUGGCAUUCACCCACCCACAUCCGAGAGGGGCUGCAAAAGUGAAGCGCAUUUGUUUGUUUUCGUCUCUGCGCAGCGUGGACUGUAUGGGGUAG
Molecule: messenger RNA, 2286 nt
Organism: Tilletiaria anomala UBC 951
Lineage: Eukaryota; Fungi; Basidiomycota; Exobasidiomycetes; Georgefischeriales; Tilletiariaceae
Product: Bromodomain-containing protein
Exons: 2
Coding region: 1-2286 (761 amino acids)
Biological process (GO): chromatin remodeling; regulation of DNA-templated transcription
Cellular component (GO): nucleus; chromatin
Source: RefSeq, a predicted model, not a curated record